UCAAAUGCCUAACUUUUAAUAUAAAGAUCAAAAAUUUCUUGCUCUAAGGACCACACACUCACAAUUUACAAAAAAAAGAACACCAAACAUGAAAUUGCCUAGCAAUAUUCUAUCGACAGUUUUGGCGAUUACACUCGCUUUCUCCGUUGCAGAAGCUUUUCUCAAUGGAAAAACUCAACAAAUGGUGAACGGGAUCUGCAAACAGACAACGGAUACCAAAUUCUGUAAUGGUGUCUUGGUCAAGAACCUGGUUACUCCUACCCCAAGCAACAAAGAUCUCAUGAACGUGACUCUUAGAGAAGCUGAAAGGUUCUCAGCAAACACUUAUUUCUUCAUCAGCACACUCCUCAGGGAUGCUGGAGACGAGAGGGAAGAUCUUCAAAUGUGCGCUGACGCUUACUCCAUUGUGAACUUGGCGUUCACUAAUGCUAUAUCUUUCUUCAACCAAGCUUACUACAGUAAGAUCGUCAAGGUCAAAAAUAAAGUUUCUACGGCCGUUGGUAUCUGUAAGACAGACUUCACAGUACCCGGUUAUGAGAUCAAUCCGUUGAUUGAGAAAAAUAGACAGACUAUUAUUUUAGUAUCCAUGGAAAAUAUCGUUUGUCAUAUGGUUUCUUCAUAAUUUUGUUGUUGAAACAUAUGUAAAUGUAACUGAAGCAAAUGUUUACAGAGUUAACCAAUAAUAUAUUGAUAUGUUUUUUUG
Capsella rubella is the source of this 703-nucleotide messenger RNA. RefSeq lists its product as uncharacterized. Gene Ontology annotation, molecular function: enzyme inhibitor activity. The record is from RefSeq and is a predicted model, not a curated record. Lineage: Eukaryota; Viridiplantae; Streptophyta; Magnoliopsida; Brassicales; Brassicaceae. The transcript has a single exon. Bases 89 to 622 code for a protein of 177 amino acids.